Messenger RNA from Necator americanus (New World hookworm), 1017 nucleotides. RefSeq lists its product as uncharacterized. The transcript is spliced from 8 exons. Lineage: Eukaryota; Metazoa; Nematoda; Chromadorea; Rhabditida; Ancylostomatidae. Gene Ontology annotation, molecular function: iron ion binding; stearoyl-CoA 9-desaturase activity. The coding region runs from base 1 to 1017 and encodes 338 amino acids. The record is from RefSeq and is a predicted model, not a curated record. Gene Ontology annotation, cellular component: endoplasmic reticulum membrane. Gene Ontology annotation, biological process: unsaturated fatty acid biosynthetic process.
AUGACGAUCGCGACAAGAACAAAUAUGAAGAAGCCGGUGGUCGAUGAAGUUAUUGCCGAACAGUUUCUUGCAGCCGAUUUGGAGGAAGUGCAGAUGCUGCAGGAAGAAAGCAAAAAGUACAACUACAAGACGAUAGUCGUCUACCGUAAUGUCCUUCUUUUCGCUGCACUCCACGUUGGCAGCCUGAUUGGCCUCUAUCAGGUCGUGUUUCAGGCAAAAUGGCAAACUGUGGCUUGGAUGGUCUUCCUACACAUAUUCGGUGGUUUGGGGAUUACAGCAGGCGCCCAUCGCCUGUGGUCCCAUAGAUCCUACAAAGCAGCACUUCCAGUCAGAAUCCUACUGAUGAUCAUGAACAGUUCUGCGCUUCAGAAUGACAUUAUCGAAUGGGCGCGUGACCACCGUUGUCAUCACAAAUGGACUGACACGCAUGCCGAUCCUCAUAACACCACACGAGGAUUUUUCUUCGCUCACAUGGGAUGGCUACUGGUUAAGAAACAUCCACAGAUCAAGGAACAAGGUGGUAAACUUGACCUCUCCGAUCUAUUCGCCGAUCCUGUGUGCACGUUCCAGAGGAAGUACUACCUACCAUUGGUUCUGAUCUUCUGCUUCUUGCUGCCCUCAGCUAUUCCUGUGAAAUUCUGGGGAGAAUCGGCUUUCGUUGCUUUUUACACGGCUGGAAUUCUACGCUAUUGCCUACUUCUGCAUGCAACGUGGUUGAUCAACAGUGCAGCUCAUAAGUUUGGAUUCAAGCCUUACGACAAGGCCAUUUCACCAGUCGAGUCUGUCUGGACGACUGUGACUGCCAUUGGAGAGGGUGGUCAUAAUUUCCAUCACACCUUCCCUCAGGAUUACCGCACGUCGGAGUACUCUCUGAAGUUGAACUGGACUCGACUGUUCAUCGACACCUGCGCUGCCCUCGGUCUCGUUUACGAUCGCAAGUCGUUUUCCGAAGAGAUCAUUCAACGACAGUGUGAGAAGCACGGAAAUCCCGAACAACGUGGAAAAGCGAUACUAUGA